Molecule: messenger RNA, 2002 nt
Organism: Micropterus salmoides (largemouth bass)
Lineage: Eukaryota; Metazoa; Chordata; Actinopteri; Centrarchiformes; Centrarchidae
Product: casein kinase II subunit alpha'-like
Exons: 13
Coding region: 501-1547 (348 amino acids)
Biological process (GO): protein phosphorylation; regulation of chromosome separation
Cellular component (GO): nucleus; protein kinase CK2 complex; cytosol
Molecular function (GO): ATP binding; protein serine/threonine kinase activity
Source: RefSeq, a predicted model, not a curated record
GGUGAUGUUUACCGCAGAAGGGAAGACCGUCCUGGGUCUGCUAACGAACCGCUGCUCGAUGUACCACCACCGCCCGUUUCACAGAAUUAAUAAUUCGCCGAUACAGCAGAUAUUAGACACAUAAUUGAUAACAUAACAUCGUUUCCCGGAGAGCAACGCCCCGCUGGUGCUAACGAGCUAACGUUCAUGUCGGACGGACUUCCUCUGAGCUCGGAUAUUUCUACGACGAGCUGGCGGGUCUUCAUCCCAUCCUGCCUAACAUCCUGCUCAGGGGCUUCACACAUUCAGUCAUCGUAGCUCUGUCCGUCUGCACAGCAGCUGCGUCAGACCGGCCUGACGCCUUUCAUCAGAGGCUGCAAGUAGCCAGAGCCCAUGGUAAGCACAGCACACGGAUCUUAGAGCCACAAAUUCUGGAGAGUCGGUGCGCUGCCAUCCAGUAUCGAGCAAAGAAGUAUUUAGAGGGAGGUGAAGGUCCUCGACACAGGGCAGCAGAGCUAGCGAUGCCCGGAUCCACGCCGGCAAGCAGCAAGGCUCGGGUGUACACCGAUGUCAACACACAGAAGAACAGAGAGUACUGGGACUAUGACGCACAUGUGCCAAACUGGAGCAAUCAAGACAACUAUCAGUUGGUGCGUAAAUUGGGUAGAGGGAAGUACAGUGAAGUAUUUGAGGCCAUAAAUGUGACCAACAAUGAGAAAGUGGUGGUGAAAAUCCUCAAGCCCGUCAAGAAGAAGAAGAUCAAACGUGAAAUUAAAAUUCUUGAAAACCUGCGAGGGGGAACCAACAUCAUCCGCCUCGUCGACACGGUCAAAGACCCGGUGUCCAGAACACCAGCGCUUGUCUUUGAGUGCAUCAAUAACACAGAUUUUAAGGAGCUUUACCAGAAGCUGACAGACUAUGAUAUCCGUUACUACAUGUAUGAGCUGCUCAAGGCUCUGGACUACUGUCACAGUAUGGGGAUCAUGCACAGGGACGUGAAGCCCCACAAUGUGAUGAUCGACCACCAGCUGAGAAAGCUGCGUCUUAUAGAUUGGGGUUUGGCAGAAUUUUACCAUCCCGCUCAGGAAUACAACGUCAGGGUGGCCUCCCGUUAUUUCAAAGGCCCUGAGCUGCUCGUGGACUAUCAGAUGUAUGACUAUAGUUUGGACAUGUGGAGUCUAGGCUGCAUGUUGGCCAGCAUGAUCUUUCUGAAGGAACCGUUUUUUCAUGGCCAGGACAACUACGACCAGCUGGUCCGCAUUGCUAAGGUUCUCGGCACCGAUGAGCUCUUCGGCUACCUGCACAAAUAUCACAUAGAACUGGACACUCGCUUCAAAGACCUGCUGGGACAGCAAGCACGGAAGCGUUGGGAGCAAUUCAUCCAGUCAGAGAACCAGCACCUGGUGAGUCCGGAGGCUCUGGACCUGCUGGACAAGCUGCUGCGCUACGACCACCAGCAGAGGCUGACGGCAGUUGAGGCCAUGCAGCACCCAUACUUCUAUCCUGUGGUGAAGGAACACGCCAAUACAGACGGCACAAAGGCCAUAAGCAGCUCCAAUGCAACAUGAUAACCAGAGAGCAGGAAGAAUCUUUGUUACCUCAACUUGUGACCUUUUCGUGGCAGAAACCUCUGCCUCCACACCAACAGCCAUACUGGAGCAAGAUGUCAACUUUGCAGCAUACACAAACACGCACGGAUUAAACUUCUCCCAACAAAGCCCGGGGAAUCUGCGCUGCUUGGUCCGUGUCACAAAAAAUCAGAUCUGAAAUCAGAUCUGACUCUCCACCUCCUCCUCUUCCUCUUCCUCCUCCUGCCUACCAACACUCCUCUCAACCUGUUUUUAAAAAAGUGACUGUUGUUGGAUCAGUAUCAAGCCGGUGUUGUGCUGUAAAGACGUCAUUACGAUGCUGUGGUGACCAGAGAUUCAGUUCCAGGUUUUAGCACUGAGUGGCAUGGAGGCUCUUUUCUGCUAUGGAUAGAACAAAAGCUAUAUUGAAAGAGAAUAAACCGUUUUUAUUUAAA